Molecule: messenger RNA, 1616 nt
Organism: Cucurbita pepo subsp. pepo (vegetable marrow)
Lineage: Eukaryota; Viridiplantae; Streptophyta; Magnoliopsida; Cucurbitales; Cucurbitaceae
Source: RefSeq, a predicted model, not a curated record
AUAGAACAAAGUGCACCUUCCUCCCAUCGCCAUUUCAGGAACCCAUUGCUGGCAGUCUCCUCCUCCUCCUCCUCCCCCUCCCCUCCUUUCUCCUUUCGCUUUCAAUCUCUUUCUUCUGUCCCUCGCUUCCAUUUUUAAUCGCAUCCCAGGUUUUUUAGGUUACCACGAAUUGACGAGAAGCGAUGUUCUGCUGCGGAGGUGUGGAGGAGGACAAUUUUGGCGCGCCUUCGAGUCAAUACACAGCCCCACCGAGGGGAAACACAUAUGGUGGCAGCGAGAGAGGAGAGCCCAGGAGUUCCAAUGCCGUCAGAGGUGGACCUCCCCAGCAAGUGUUGCCUAUUGAAACACCAGUCAUUCCAUUGGAUGAGCUAAAUAGGUUGACGGGUAACUUCGGUACGAAAUCGUUUAUUGGUGAAGGUUCCUACGGCCGGGUUUAUUAUGCGACGUUAAAGAGCGGUCAGGCUGCUGCAAUAAAGAAACUAGAUACUAGUUCUUCACCAGAGCCUGAUACUGAUUUUGCCGCUCAGCUAUCCAUUGUUUCUAGACUUCAGCAAGAGAACUUUAUGGAGUUAAUUGGGUAUUGUUUGGAGGCAAAUAAUCGAAUAUUGAUAUAUCAGUUUGCAAAAAUGGGUUCUCUGCACGAUAUAUUACAUGGAAGAAAAGGAGUACAAGGGGCUGAGCCUGGUCCUGUUCUUACUUGGAAUCAGAGAGUCAAAAUUGCCUAUGGUGCAGCAAAAGGCCUUGAAUAUUUACAUGAGAAGGUUCAGCCUUCCAUAGUUCAUCGUGAUAUCCGGUCGAGUAACGUUCUUCUCUUCGACGACUUCCUUGCAAAGAUUGCUGAUUUCAACUUGACGAAUCAGUCUUCUGACACAGCGGCACGACUUCAUUCAACUAGGGUCUUAGGAACAUUUGGAUACCAUGCUCCAGAGUAUGCUAUGACAGGACAGAUAACUCAGAAGAGUGACGUUUAUAGUUUCGGUGUAGUUCUUCUCGAACUUUUGACAGGACGAAAGCCAGUAGAUCACACGAUGCCUAAGGGACAACAAAGUCUUGUUACUUGGGCAACACCGAGAUUAAGUGAGGACAAGGUGAAACAGUGUGUAGAUCCCAAGCUAAACAACGAUUACCCACCGAAAGCGAUAGCAAAGUUGGCAGCAGUAGCAGCACUGUGUGUUCAGUACGAAGCGGACUUCAGGCCAAAUAUGACAAUUGUGGUUAAGGCUCUACAACCACUCAUGAAUUCUACAAAACCACCAGGACCCGAGUCUCAACCACGUCCAUGAGCUUAUAUACACGUUUGGUUAACAUGCAGGCGCAGGCGCAGGCGCAGUAAUCUCUCCUGUAAUUUGUAAUCUUAAAAGCACCGUUGAAAGGAAGUUGUCAAGAUGCCCAAAUCUUGCUCAUCUAGUUAUCAUCCUUUUUUCACCCAAACAACUUAGGAAUUUGAUCUGAUUAAGAUUAAAUAGUAAUGUAUUUGUAUCAAUCUUGUUGGAUGCAAGUUUAAGCAACCAACAUGGAUCAGAGAUUAUCAACUUUAUCAUUUGCAUCACCUUCCCAUAAUAUUCUUGUGAUGAUCAAUGAUAAAACAACCAAAUUUUGUUUAUCCAAUUUCCAAA